This is a messenger RNA of Lobosporangium transversale, 760 nucleotides long. Its product is annotated as DNA-directed RNA polymerase III subunit C19. Gene Ontology annotation, biological process: DNA-templated transcription. The coding region runs from base 41 to 418 and encodes 125 amino acids. The record is from RefSeq and is a predicted model, not a curated record. Gene Ontology annotation, cellular component: RNA polymerase I complex; RNA polymerase III complex. The transcript has 3 exons. Gene Ontology annotation, molecular function: DNA-directed RNA polymerase activity; protein dimerization activity; DNA binding. Lineage: Eukaryota; Fungi; Mortierellomycota; Mortierellomycetes; Mortierellales; Mortierellaceae.
GCUUCCUCCACUUCGUUCAUUCAUUCGUUCAUUACACAAAAUGUCCGCCUCAAAAGUUGUCCGGAUGGAAGAAGAUCCAGUGGAAAUCGACACGGGGAAAGUUACUAUUGUCCCAGGAACGAUGACAGAGCCUCAAUGCGCUACCUUUUGUCUACAGGACGAAGAUCAUACUCUCGGAAAUGCACUUCGCUGGACUCUUAUGAAAAAUCCCGAAGUCGACUUUGCAUCUUAUUCAAUCCCUCAUCCUUCAGAAGCAAGGACAAAUAUCAGGAUCCAAACAUCAGACAAAACAACAGCAGUAGAGGCUAUGUUUAAAGGACUAGAUGAUUUGACUGAUAUUUGCAAUCAUGUCAUUCAAAGCUUUCAGACAGAGCUUGCCAAAGGCGAGUUUGAAUACGAUGAGGAAGGUGCUUUUUAAUGUGAUGUACUGAAUUCAAAUUUGCAACACCCACAUAUACAUACAUACAAACAUGGCAUUUUAUAUUUUCAUUUUUCCUUUUAUUAUUAUUUUUCUAUUAUUUUUCUGUAUUAAAGACUUAUUAUAAACUGAAAGAACAAAAAUUAGCCUUUCUGUUCAUUCGGAUGAUGGCGCAUGGAGAAAAAUAAAUAAGUGAAGAAAUAAUCAAUGUCGUUUAUCUUUCUUUUCGUGCAAGAUCAAAUCAUCCACAAGGUUCGUUGGGCGAAGUGGCCACUGAUCAAAUUUGGAAGCAACUUCGUUCACCUGCUCCAGUGUCAUGUAUUUAACCUUGAUGUUGUGGUC